Molecule: messenger RNA, 612 nt
Organism: Aaosphaeria arxii CBS 175.79
Lineage: Eukaryota; Fungi; Ascomycota; Dothideomycetes; Pleosporales
Exons: 1
Coding region: 1-612 (203 amino acids)
Source: RefSeq, a predicted model, not a curated record
AUGUCCUCGCAAGCGCUUCAAAAUGAGGGCCAUAUAAAGAUGACGGUGUUACUCUCGACUUCUUCUCUUAUGAGCAUGGCCUCGAAAGAACUAUCGCAGGUGCCUAAUCGUCAAUCGCUUCUCCGGCUACCACCAGCACUCAACGCAACGCUGGAAUCAGCAGCAUCCACAACCGCAAGGCUCUUGGGAAAAGGUUCGGCAGCCAACUUACCGUUAUUGGCCCCAGCACCGCCAUCAUCGCCAUCACCACAAUUUUCCAAGGCCGAUUUUGCGCAGAGACUGCAAUCGACAACAACAUCAAUGCAAUCAGCCGAACCCGUACCGGGAGCACGGCCAUGGCUCACGGCAUACAUUGCAGCAGCACAAGCAGCUUCAUCCAAGCCUGAAGGUUAUGAGCAGGUCAAAUCGCUACUCACACAUGCUCUAGCACAGACGGGAACGCCUGCACCUCCCCCACCGCUACCGUCGAAUUCGAGAGAACUGUGGGUGAGUCCUGGGGGGAGCGGCUGCACUGCACUAUCACCAGGUCCUCGCGUACUUCAUCUCCCUAAAUCGACCUCCGAAUAUGUCGAUAUCCGAGUGGAACAGUUUUACGCCAACAGUGUCGAAUAA